GUUGAAAUCUCAUCAAUUUAGAUAUUUAUUUAUAAUUAUGUCAGUUUGGAUGUUUCUGGUAAACAUUCAAUAACUCAGGUGUGAAACUAUAAUUUUCCUAGAUAUAUUAUAGUAGUAGUAAAUGGGAUAAGAAAAAUUAAAUGACCAAAAUAUCCUUGUGGUAUUUAUUUUUUUAACCAAGGGGGCAGAAAUUAAUAUACUCAUCAAGCGCUCCAUCAGUGUGUACAUCUAUCAAAUAUUGCACAGAUCUGGAGAGAGGAGAUAUAUGCCACAAAAUGGAAGCUAUAGCAGUGGAACUUGCCAUUGAAGCAGUGAAGUUCUUGGUGGGAAGAUUCAUUCAGCAACUGGAUGAGCAGAAACUUUUGAUCGACGAGGCGGCGGUCCGGUUGGAGGAGCUGGAGAGGGACAACAAAUUCUUGACAGAAUAUCUUGAAGACGCCAUUAAAAAGCCUAAGAGCAACAACCUUAUCGAUAGAACUCUCCUGAGAGAAGUACGCGACAGCGUUUACAAAGCUGAAGAUGCCAUCGAUUCCUUCGCCUUCAAAGUGGCGGACAGAGAGUCCAAGUGGUAUUCGGGGAUCAAAAAGUCAGCCAAACCCGUCGUCGAAAUCGCGCAGCUCAUCAAAUCCGUCGCCGAAAGCGUCAAUAAAAUUCGCCAGAAAGUCGAAGAACGUGACAAAGACACGGCCCACGCUACUGAUAAUGAAGGACUCCCAGAAUAUGAGGGAGAGCCACCAAUACAAGAGUAUGGGCCCAUUUUCGCAGAGGAGGAGAAAAGACUAAGACAACGUCUUAUUGGAGAAGCAAAACAACCUGAUGUGAUUUUCAUUACUGGUACGCACGGCAUCGGAAAGACUACACUCGCAGCUAAAAUGUUUCACGAUUCAAAGAUGAGGAAACAGGACUUCAACAAACACAUUUGGGUUAGUGUUCACAACCCAACGCCCAAAAACAUAUUGCUUGUGGUUCUAAGACGCCUAAAUAAACUCCCAGACGACGUCCCAAUUCCAAAGAUUCUUUGGGAGUUAUGCGACCAAGUUGCGAGUUGCUUAACCGGAGAGAAAUUCUUGCUUGUCAUCGAUAAUGUGCCGGAAAUGAGCAAAGAUGACUUCAAAAGGCUUCGAAGCGCCUUUGGACAGAGUGAUAAACGGAGUAAAAUCUUGAUCACCAGUAAUAACGAUGAUCUGGCUGCGUUUGUCGCAGAUGAUUCUCACAUAAAGUUAAACCCACUGGAACUUGGGGAAAGCUGGUCCCUGCUCCAGUGGCGGGUUUUCUCGGGAGGUCCCUGCCCUCCCGGGUUGGAACGUCCCGGGAAACUCAUUGCAGCCAACUGUAACGGCCUCCCACAGAAGAUAGACUUUGCAGGCGACGCUCUUGCCGAAAAGGAUCGACAUUCAAAAGAACCGGGUCGGAGGAAAAAAGAAUGGGACGAUUUUUCGGAAGGAAUCAUUCCGUUCACGCCCUCAAGUUACAAUAAAAUGCCUUAUCAUCUGAGGGCCUGCUUUCUCUAUUUGGGAAUAUUUCCUCGCAAGUCCAAGUUCUCCGUUUCGAAAUUGGCCCACAUGUGGAUUGCAGAAGGAUUUAUACCACGGAAGGAUAGUGUCACCUUGGAAGAGACCGCAGAAGAGUAUUUGAAGGAGCUAGUUAAGAGGAACUUAGUCUCAAUUGAAGAGAAAAGGCUCGAUGGUUCAGCUAAAACGUGCAGCAUUAAUGAGUUGAUAUACAAUUUCUGCAAAAAAGAAUCCGCUGCUGAUGGGGAGAACUUUCUCCAGGAAUUCAGGAAUUCUGGGCCAGAAGGAUUCUAUCCUCCAAUCGAUGAGGUGAAGAAAAAUCGCCGCAUUUGCAUUCAUGCCCAUAUUUCCAAGUUCAUCGAGAAAUUGAUCUCUUCGAGACAUCAAACUUUGAAGAUCGGUCUCCGCUCGUUUGUUUCUCACUCCGACACAGAAGUUACCUUGCACGGGAAAAACAUCUCAAUCAUCCGUGCAGCUUUCAAGCUGCUUAGGGUGUUGGAUGCUAAGCCUAUCAAGGUCAAUAAAAUUCACAGUGACUUGUGCCUGCUGGUUCAUUUGAGGUACGUCACCCUUUCGCUCAACGGGGAUGUUCUUCCAGAAGCCAUCUCCAAACUUCGAAACAUGCAGACUCUUACAGUUCAUACAACAUCUUGCACCCUUAAGAUUGAAGCAGAUAUCUUGAAGAUGGUUGAGCUAAGGCAUUUCCAGACGAAUGCAUCCGCUACUUUGCCCAAAAAAAGUAAGGCCUCUGAAGAAGAUGAACGCCUUCAAACACUCUGCGGGAUUUCACCCAAAAGUUGCUACCCAAGAAUUCUUCAGUAAACUCCCCAAUUUGAAGAAACUUGGCAUCUGUGGCCAACUAGGACUACUGCUACUUGAUGGCAAGAAUGAGUUGUUGAGCAAAUUGGUUAAGGUUGAAAAACUGAAGCUGCUAAACCAGGUAACAAGUCCAAAAGAUGAAGACGACUUGAGCAAACUAUUUGAUCAACCCCCGCGAUUCCCUCCGAACCUGAGGAGUCUAACAUUGUCUGCUACUUCUCUCGAUUGGAAGCAUAUUUCUAUCCUUGGAUCGCUGCAGGAACUCGAGGAGCUGAAGCUGAAAAAUGACGCAUUCGUGGGGGACAAGUGGGAGGUCCAUGAUGAAGGUUUCCCCAAUCUUAAAACCUUGAAAAUUGAAAGCUUACAUUUGAUACACUGGAAAUCUACAAGCGCUCACUUCCCGAAACUCAAGCGCCUUAUGCUGUCCAAAUGUGAGAAACUGAGGGAAAUUCCAGUUGAGCUGGCUGACAUCUCAACUUUCCAAGAAUUGCAUUUGCGCAAUGCCAACCAAUCAGCUAUUGAAUGUGCUAAUGAUAUUCUUGCGGACAAACUACAUAUGAAGCAAAACGACAACAACAUCAUGUUCGAGCUUUUAUUUGAUGAUUGAUCUCCGAAUGCUCAUCGACCUUAUUCUUGCUUCCAAGGUACGAAAACUUUCAAAUAAAAUUGACUUUUUUUUUUUUAUCGGAGCACCAGGAGUUUAGAGUUCUCUACUACAUUUUCACAUUACAUCAAAUAUAACAUGUAUAAACUGUGUGUAUAUUGAUGAUAGUAUCAAGAAAUGCAUAUAUAACAUGAAGUCUUCAUUAAGAUACUUGUGUGUUUGAAUUGAUCUCUAACGAUGUGAUGUGCGAUAGGCUUAGAUGAGAAUUCUGAGGCAGAGGAAGCGAGGACAGUGGAGGUCGACUUGUAGCCGAAACACACCAGCUUGGCUCGAGGGAUAUAUGCAUACUUUUAUGUUUGUCAUUGUAACCUAUCUAUUAGUAGUUGAAUAUUUGUAAGUUUGGAGUUCAUGUAGAGUUAAGGUUCUUAUUAAUCUUGGAAUAUAAUAAGAAAACUCGAUGCUUUGGAUUCUA
Molecule: messenger RNA, 3406 nt
Organism: Salvia miltiorrhiza (redroot sage)
Lineage: Eukaryota; Viridiplantae; Streptophyta; Magnoliopsida; Lamiales; Lamiaceae
Product: late blight resistance protein R1-A-like
Exons: 2
Coding region: 276-2333 (685 amino acids)
Biological process (GO): defense response to other organism
Molecular function (GO): ADP binding
Source: RefSeq, a predicted model, not a curated record